AAUGUUUUGUCUGUGGUCUGCCGUUGUGCAAGUAUUGGAUUUGUUAAAUUUAAUUUAUUUCAAUCAUAUUUCUGCUUAAAGUUAUGAAUUAACAAUGUCAUAUUUAUAAUUUUAACAAGAUUAAUCAGUCUGUAAAAACAGUGCUCGAUAUCUCUAAUUGAGUGACAUAAUAUUUGGACCUAUAAGAUAAACCUUGUAAUCGAUAAUAUAUUUUUUUUAUUUUAUUGCAUUGUAAUACGCAGAAUAAUACUUUAAUAUGAAAGUGUAGAGCGCGUGUCUUUGGCGUGUGAAUCGUCCUUUCUUAAAUAUGUUGUUUACGCCGAUUUAUAUCGCUAUGACUUUCAUAAAAACUUGGCGAAUUCGCUCUUUCCGGGCUCGCCUUCUCGAGUUCCUAAGCGGCAAUACAAGUGUGGCUUUCUGUAAAGUACCUGAGAAUGCAGCUGAAACACCAACACUAAGCUCUAAACUAUGUACAAAUCCUAAAAAUGCUUACCUCUGUGAUUUACUGGAUUAUACCAAUGCCUCAAGGAUAUGUAGUAUGAAGCCAACACAGUGUAUAGAUGUAUGUGACUGGGUGACAUGUACCGGAGGCCUCCCAUUAGGAUCGAAUGAUAUUUCUCCUGUUACGGAUUUGGAUGUUGAAGUGCUAUUCGAAUGUGAGAUGGAGCCGCACGAAGGAAGUUCACACCAUGACAUAAUCUCUUUAGAGUCAAUGGGCCAGCCAGUAGCAUGGAAGGCAGGGUCACAUCUAGCCAUUGUAUUGAAGACAAACAUGGAACACCUCAGUAUGGUCGGCUUUCAUUUUAUUGGUGGAGAAUUUAUUAUUGACCAUAAACUACCUGUUGUUAGGAUACAGACUGUGCAAUUAUCAGGGGAACCAAACAAAGCUACGGAUGCAUCUAUGAGGGGAUUACGAACUGAUAUACAGCUCGGAUUGAAACAAACACCGGAAAUAUUCCAAUGGCCAGUUCAUGCGGCAUUAUUGAAGAAAUUAUCCAAAGUUGUUGAUAUCAAAUCUGAUAGAAGUACAACUGUUGAAAUGAACGGAGGAAGUGACCAGUUAGAUACUGUACCUAAAAAAACUGUCACUUUAGCGGAUGUUAGUACAAUAACAACUAGGUCUUUGUCCGCUGAAGAUGAAUUUGACAAAUCGGAACCAGAAAAGAAGACCAUAGAAGAUGAUAAAGAUAGAGAGGUGCUUCUAGAAAAUGUGACAGUAGAAAUUCAACAUAAUAUAACACCGAAAAAAUCUAGUUUGAAAUUAGAUUUGAAAAAAGGUACAAGUCAAUUAUCGACUUCGUUACUAAAUAUAUCUAGUCAAAUAAAAUCUAUAACUACUCAUAAAAGAAUUGUUAGUACGACUGGGCCGAGGAAAACCCAAGAAACAAUACCAGUGGUGAAAGAAGAAGUGAGUAAAAGUCCAUCGCAGAGUAUACCAAAGUCUUUGAAAAGUUCCCGUCCACUAAUAAAUACAAAGUCACCUAAUGUUUUGAUAUAUUCUGAUAGUGUAGUUGCGAGGGAUAAUUUAGAAGCCUCACUUAGGAAAGUACUGGAUUGUGACAGGUACACUAUAUACAGCGUGUCGCGCGAGGCGCUGGAGGGCGGGGCGUGGCGCGGGCGCGCGGCGCUGGUGGGCGUGGCGGGGUGCGCGGGGCGCGCGGCGCCGCUGCUGCUGGCGCACCUGCUGGACGGCGGCCGCCUGCUGGCGCUCUGCUCCGACCUGCUGCACGCCGUGCUGCCCUACUACAAGACUGCUGAGGUUCGGGAAAGUGAAAUAGUCCAGUUCAGUUACGACAAAUGGAAGUCAGUCAAGAUGAAGCAUCACAUCUUCUGCUACCAGGCUUCGCCCGCCAAGAAGCAGUUCUCCACUGAGAGUGACAGGCAACCGUCUAAAUACACUGGUCAUCCGGGACACGAGCUGGACAUCCAGAUCCUGGCGUCAGAGGAGACCUGGCGCACACCCUCGCUGCUGCAGGCCACCGAUCUCGUCAACAAUGGAGUCGCGAUAUUCUCACAGAUACAUCUCGAAGCGGAUCCCAAUGAUUAUUUAGGUGAUGAAGGGUUUAAAAGCAACGAGGCCCGUUUGGGCAUCAUUCAUAAGAUAUUGGGGGAUAUUUUGGGACUCCACGUCAAGGACCCUAAAGAAAUACGUCACGUUGAUUAUACCAUGGGAUACUUUUUAGGCAAUCAUGUGGAUAAGAUAUCGUUAGUGAAUAAAUGGUGUUCCCCUGAUGAUGAAGGCAGACGGAUACAGAAACUGGAUAAACUAACGAUACAAUGGUGCAUGCGAGGGGAGACGCCGCUAGAACCUCCGUCUGCAGAAUUUCUGCCCGUAUGCCUUUACGAAUGCCCUGAAAACUUUUCAACUGUCGAAUAUUUUGAUAACCUAACCUCAACUAGUCUCGGUCGGCUAGUGAUAUACUCGGAAGUGAUAGAGUCGACCACGCUGGUGGUGGACGGGGGGUCGCUGUCGCACGGCGUGGCGUGCGUCGCGCGGCGCCAGCUGGCGGGCAGGGGGCGCGCCGGCAACGCCUGGCUGACACCCCCCGGGCAGGCCGCACUCUCUAUACAGGUGUGGCGUAAGAUGUCUCCCCGUCUGUCGCUGGUGCAGCACGCGGCCGCGCUGGCCGCAGUGCGUGCGAUACGUGCUGACACUGAAUAUGAACAAUUGGAUAUAAGACUGAAAUGGCCCAACGAUAUAUACUACGGUCGUGACGUCAAAAUAGGCGGCAUCAUCACCAAAGCGAGCUGCUUAGGCGAUGACGUCAUUGUACAGAUAGGUGCGGGUGUGAACAUAUCCAACAGUAUACCGACGACGUGUAUUAACGACAUUAUAAGUGAACACAACCGCGCCGCCCCCGCGCUCCCCCCACUCGCCCCCCUCUCCGUGGAGAAGUUCCUGGCGCGCUGGUGCUCGCAGCUGGAGCUGGUCUUAGAGGAUAUCGACACUGAUGAGGGUCUGGAGGUCUUCUUCCAGCAGUACUACCAGUACUGGUUGCAUGAUGGCGAGGAGAUAAUGUUGAAGCGGGAGGGCGAGGAGAGCCCGGUGGCGGGCGUAGUGUGCGGUGUGGACGAGUGCGGCUGGCUGCGCGUGCGCGCGGCGGCCCGCGAGCUGCGGGUAGCGCCGGACGGGAACACGUUCGAUAUCAUGACCGGACUUAUUGCACCCAAAAUCUAAACUGGGGUAGACAGACACAGAAAAAAACCAAUAUACCUAAGUUGUAUACUUAAAUAGUGAGGAAUAUGUAGAAAGCGAUUUUUUUUGGAAUAGGGAAUAUGCAUGUAUUUUUUUUCUUUUUUUAAACGAUUCUAAUUGUUAUAAAAUAACCAGAAAAAAAAAUUGACGCGAAAAUUCAACCAUUGAGCUAAAAGUAAAAUAAUAAAAUAAAAUUACGACAUUUUUGAGCUACUAAAACCGGAGUUGUCAUGAGACAAUUGACGUCAAUCGUCUUAUUCCAUUCAUAACAUACGCUCAGAUGUCACUUCGACGUAAAAAAACGACAA
Papilio polytes (common Mormon) is the source of this 3504-nucleotide messenger RNA. RefSeq names its product biotin--protein ligase (gene Hcs). The transcript has 14 exons. Gene Ontology annotation, molecular function: biotin--[biotin carboxyl-carrier protein] ligase activity. Gene Ontology annotation, cellular component: cytoplasm. Bases 308 to 3178 code for a protein of 956 amino acids. Gene Ontology annotation, biological process: protein modification process. The record is from RefSeq and is a predicted model, not a curated record. Lineage: Eukaryota; Metazoa; Arthropoda; Insecta; Lepidoptera; Papilionidae.